UGAGUCUGACCGCAAAAAUGAUUUGAUUACAACUACAACAGUUCCAGCAAUACUUGAUACGUUAGAAAGCAGUAACGUCGAAGCAGGAAAUAAAUUUGAAGAAAUUACAACUCCUUCAUCAUCACCUGUUUCUUCAAUAUCUAAGAAGACGGAAGUAUAUACAGCAAACGAUGAGAAACUUGUGGAAUCUGCUGAUAGCUAUGAUAUUGUUCUAAACUCAGAUUCUCCUGAUACUCAGUUUGAGCAGAAUGAGGAACAUGAUUUUGAAGAAACUGGUUUGUCAAUUUCUCCAGUAACGGAGAAGAUGACGAGUGAACGUUCUGCAGAGUCUGAGCAACAGGAUGAAGAAAGCAGCUCAACCAUUCGGGAUACAAAGAAAGAUGAAGAAAAUUUGAAUGCACAAUCGAUCACUCCUGAACUAACGACUGGCCAAGUGAAUGAACAAAUUCAUUCUCUCACAGAAUCUUCGAAUCAAUCAGAACAAACAACAUCUCAUUUAAUUGAGUCUUCUGAGUAUGAACUUCCUCAUUCACCUAAAAACGUGAAAGAUGAGAUAGAGAUGACUCAUGAGCAAAAUGUAGAAAGCGAUGACAGCAACGAAGGGUUCGGUGACAAGGCUGUGAAUUUUGCUAAAAAAGCCGGAGCACUAGCUGGUGCCGCAGUAGUCGCACCCGUGGCACUCGCAGCACUUGGAGCUCAAGCAGCAGACGAUGCUAUACAGGAGCAUGGACAAUCUAUUGAUUUCUCUGAACCUGAUCACGAAAAAAGUUUAUUAGAUGAGAAGAAUAUGGAAUAUUCGGUAGAGGGA
This is a messenger RNA of Auanema sp. JU1783, 808 nucleotides long. The record is from the annotation of a GenBank genome assembly. Lineage: Eukaryota; Metazoa; Nematoda; Chromadorea; Rhabditida; Rhabditidae.